This is a messenger RNA of Diaporthe batatas, 1511 nucleotides long. RefSeq lists its product as uncharacterized. Lineage: Eukaryota; Fungi; Ascomycota; Sordariomycetes; Diaporthales; Diaporthaceae. The record is from RefSeq and is a predicted model, not a curated record. Gene Ontology annotation, molecular function: oxidoreductase activity; FAD binding. The coding region runs from base 45 to 1511 and encodes 488 amino acids. The transcript has 2 exons.
GAGACCUCUAAGCAAGAAAGGUUGUCCGCUACACCAGUGAUAGAAUGGGCUCGGAGAUAGAGAUGGCAUCAGCCUUUGAAGAUCUCCUCCGCCAGAGCGGCGUGGACGUCCUCCGCCCCUGUGACCCGGGGUACACUCUUCGCCAAAAAAGCUAUUUCUCCACCACGGCUGCCGAGCUCCAUCCGUCUUACAUUCUCCGGCCGCAUUCCGCUUCCGAGGUCUCCAAAUUGAUUCAUAUCCUCGUCUCAGGCCGCCAUGUCUUCGCCCUCCGCAGUGGAGGACAUGGCACCAGCCUUGGCGCCAAUAACAUUGAAGGGGGAGUCACUCUCGACAUGGGGCUGUUGGACUGGACGAGAGUUGUGGAAAGUAGCCAGAGCACUGACGGAGAAGAAAUUGCUGCGUUGGUCGACAUCGGGCCCGGUGCCCGCUGGCGGGACGUGUAUUCCGCACUGGAUAAGCACGGGCUGAUGGUUGCCGGGGGGCGGGAGGGCUCGGUUGGUGUCGGGGGAUUAUUGCUCGGGGGAGGCAUUUCGUUCCUUUCGGGCACUCGCGGAUUUGCAUGCGACAACGUGUCCGCCUUCGAGGUAGUGCUCGCCGACGGUCGCAUCGUCCAAGCAUCAAAGAACACCAAUGCCGAUCUGUUCUGGGCCUUGAAAGGUGGCGGAAACAACUUCGGCGUCGUGACCAAUAUUCGCAUGCAAGCAGUGAAGAGCCGACCCGUCUGGGGCGGCCUCACCAUGAUGUCGCCAGAGACUAUUCCCCAGGCUGCUGAGGCGCUAGUCGAUUUCACGAGCCGUGUGCACGAGGACCCGGACAGCAGCUUGAUGUGCAUGGUUGAGUACCGACCAGAGUCGAGACAGGUCGCCCUCCGAGCAUACUUGGUUCAAACCGCUGGAGUGGAGAACGCGCCUGCAUACUCCAAAUGGCUACAACUACCAUCGACCCACCAGUUCUUUGCGAGAUACUCCUUUGCUCAAGCUUCGGGGAACAGAUCUAUGCCGGAUGGGUACCACAAUGUCUGGUUUACCGCUACGUUCAAAAACGACGCUCGUAUCGUCUCGAAAGCGGCCUCUCUGCACCAGGACCUGGUGAAUACGCUCAAGACAUCUAUCGUGCCGGAUGGUGACUUCGUCUCACUCUGUCUAUUGCAGCCACUUCCAAAGACAGUUACCAGGCACGGUGAUCACCCAAUGGGGCUCUCAAAUCAAAAUGAGGACGGUCUCCUCGUAAUGACGACGGUUAUGGUACGUACCGCUCAGCAAAAAGCAGCAGCACACCCAAAAUGCAAGGACUUCUUCAUCAACUUGAGGGAAUUUGCUCGAUCUACCGAUGACGACCUGAACCUAAGCUGGGAGUACCUCAACUAUGCCGACGAGACUCAGGAUCCUCUUGGAACCUAUGGUGCUGAGAAUGUGAAGAAGUUGAGGGAAAUUGCCCAAAGGUAUGACCCAGGGGAGGUCUUUCAAAAGCUAUGCCGGGGCGGAUUUAAACUCGGCCCGAGUUCGACGUGA